AUGCAGGAAAUACUGUGCCAUUCGGAGUUGGGAUCCACUGCAAUCGGGUUGAAGACAAAGGAUGGCAUUGUUCUCGCCGUCGAGAAACGUGUGACCUCGCCACUGCUGGAACCUAGCAGUGUGGAGAAAAUCAUGAAAAUUGAUGAGCACAUAGACUGUGCCAUGAGUGGACUUAUUGCUGAUGCUAGAGCAUUAGUUGAGCACGCUCGUGUUGAGACCCAGAAUCAUAGGUUCUCAUAUGGGGAGCCAAUGACCGUAGAAUCUUCUACACAAGCUAUCUGUGACCUGGCUCUGCGCUUUGGUGAAGGUGAUGAAGAGUCAAUGUCACGGCCAUUUGGAGUCUCCCUCCUAAUCGCUGGACAUGAUGAGAAUGGACCUAGCUUAUACUACACGGACCCAUCUGGAACCUUCUGGCAAUGCAAUGCAAAGGCAAUUGGAUCAGGUUCUGAAGGAGCUGAUAGCUCCUUGCAGGAGCAGUACAACAAGGUGACCCCAAACAAUGUCGAUAUCGCCAAGGUUGCCCCCAAGUACCACCUCUACACCCCUGCCGAGGUCGAAGCUGUCAUCGCAAGGCUGUAA
Molecule: messenger RNA, 579 nt
Organism: Miscanthus lutarioriparius
Lineage: Eukaryota; Viridiplantae; Streptophyta; Magnoliopsida; Poales; Poaceae
Source: the annotation of a GenBank genome assembly